Messenger RNA from Chironomus riparius, 1290 nucleotides. Lineage: Eukaryota; Metazoa; Arthropoda; Insecta; Diptera; Chironomidae. The record is from the annotation of a GenBank genome assembly.
AUGGAAUCAAAACUUAACUUUAUAUUUAAAUCGACAUCUCUUCAUGGAUUCAAGCACAUGUCACUGAAUAAAGACACAAAAUUAUGGAAGAAAUGCUUUGCAAGAACAUUUUGGACAACAUUUAUUGCACUCUCAGUUGGGUUUAUGAUUCAUAUCCUAAGGACAUCACUAGGAAGUCUGAACUCGACAUCGAUAAACUUAGACAUAAACUACCGCGACUGGGUUAAUGCAUUUCCAGGCAUUUCAAUUUGUUUGAAUAAAGGAUUGGCAACGACUCCAAUCAAAAAGUAUUUACAGAAUGUGACAAGUGGGUCAGUUCCGUUGUCGAUUGUCAGGACUUAUCAAAGCUUGCUGUUCCUGAAUCGAUUCAAUCCAAGUGAAGGCAUAAAGAUUGAAGAUUUUGUGGACUUUAACAAGAUCCACACAGUCAACAUUACAUCAUUAAAGGAAAGCUUCUUGCCGCAGUCGUGCAAUGACUUUAUGAAAUCUGUAAAGUUCUUAGGGAAGCAAAUUCCAUGCGACAAAGCAUUUGUCAAGCACGAGACAGAAAUUGGAACUUGUUUUAUUGCCAAUGGCAUGCGAGACAACCUUGAAGACUAUCAAGGACUUCCAUUGACAUACAAGAACAAUCAGCCUGUUGAACGUUCCUUAGUUAUCAAGUACAUUGAAAGUAAGUUCUGGUCCUAUAAACUCUACACUCAUCCACCAGAAGAACGACCUAAUGAAAUGAUGGAACCAAUUGUACUUAGGAAGUCAGAGACACAAACAUUUAUUGGACUUAAAACCAUUGAAAUUCUCAACGAUGAGAAUAUUAAGCACGAAAGUAUUGCAGCACGCAAUUGUCGGUAUCCUUUUGAAAAGUUUGAGGACUUUGACAUGCCAUACAGUCUCGCUAAUUGCGUGCACCUGAAAAAGAUGAAAUUAGAGUUGAAUGAGUGUGGAUGUACAUUGCCAAUUGGUGACUUGGAACUGCUGAAAAGAAAAAAGAUCAAUUUGUGUGAUGUUGAGAAGUUCAAGUGCAUUGAGGAAUUCACUAAGGUUCUGAAGCUAAAUUUUAAGAAGCAUAUUGAAGAAUGUCUCAUUCCAUCCUGCCCGUCUAUGGAAAUCACAAAAAUUGCAGAAUAUUCUGAAAAAGUUGAUAAUGAACCAGUUGGGGUAUUGAAGAUUGAAAUUAUGGCUAAGCCUAGUUUGCGACAGCGACGUAGCAACUGUAAAAUGACCAAGAACUUAUCCAUAACAUCAAAUCCACAAGAACCUUAUCCAAGUACAUACACAAACAUUGCAGAAUAA